AUGAAGUGUGUGUGUCUGCAGCAGUGGUGUCAAGCCACAGCUGUCAUGUUCAUUCACACACUGGCCUGGUCCUGGACAGGCACAAUUGAACACGCCCCCAAAAUUGACGGAUGGCACAAGUCAGCAAUCACAUUACAGGAGAAUGUGACGCACAAAUUCAACUGCCAAUCCGAUGGUUGGGAUCCCCGUGCCCCGCCUUUGCUGACCUGGUACCUGAACGGGGAGCGGCAGAGUGAGCCGUCACCACAACACGGGCGUCUAGUGAUGACAUCACAUGAGGAGUCGGAGGUCAUGAGGCCCGGGUCACACCACAACAGCACCUUCUCUCUGCGGGCCAGAAAGUGGGACAGAGAACUGGUGUGUGCUGCCGACAACCCUCGCACAGGAGAGAGCUACAAUGCCACCGUCACACUCAACGUCCAGUUCCAGCCAGAGAUCCUCAGAGUCAAUGCUCACUACAGUGAAACCUCAGACCCUGGCCUCUCCCUGGUCCUCUUUGCCUUGGUGAGAUCUAACCCCCCUGCCACCAUCACCUUUGUGGACCAGUCUGGUCAGUUGGUGGCCAACACCUCCAACUUCCUCAUCCUGGACUCACGGAGCUACCCCUGGCUGACCAACCACACGCUGAGGGUGACACUCAACAGCCUAUCUGGGAACAUCUCACUGAAUGCCAGUAAUAGUGUUGGAGCGGUGGAAAGCAACCUCACGUUGGCAGAGUUCCUGCAGUCUCGUGUCGAGGUGCCAAUGCUAGGCAUUGUGACUGGUGGCACUGUGGCUUUCAUGGCCCCCCUAAUCCUCAGUCUGAUAGUACUCUGUCUCAUGCAAAAGAACAAGACCAAGGUUAUUGAUGAGCCACUGGAGAUUCUGAUGACCAAAAAAAGUGAUUCGGCUAAUCUAAAGACCGAGAUGGUGGAUAAAGCUUACCUCCCGAGAGAAAAUAUGUCUCUGCCUUCCAACAUGAAGCUCAAUGACCUCAGCACGCUGAGAAAAGCGCAGGAGACAGCCCAGCAGAACAGUGUAGGUGACAAGAGGAAGAGGGAGGAAGAGGAGGAUCUGUCUGCUGCCUAUGCUGCCAGAGGUUUUGCCAGGUACCCCAUGGUGGGCUACUUCUAUAGGGUCAACAGCACAAGCAGCGAAGAAAUAUGGCUCUAA
Messenger RNA from Lampris incognitus (smalleye Pacific opah), 1152 nucleotides. Its product is annotated as transmembrane protein 25. Bases 1 to 1152 code for a protein of 383 amino acids. The transcript is spliced from 8 exons. NCBI's taxonomy places the organism in Eukaryota, Metazoa, Chordata, Actinopteri, Lampriformes, Lampridae. Gene Ontology annotation, biological process: negative regulation of excitatory postsynaptic potential. The record is from RefSeq and is a predicted model, not a curated record.